Molecule: messenger RNA, 7543 nt
Organism: Xenopus tropicalis (tropical clawed frog)
Lineage: Eukaryota; Metazoa; Chordata; Amphibia; Anura; Pipidae
Gene: atp8b4
Product: ATPase, class I, type 8B, member 4
Exons: 28
Coding region: 344-3910 (1188 amino acids)
Biological process (GO): lipid translocation; phospholipid transport
Cellular component (GO): endomembrane system; cytoplasm; membrane
Molecular function (GO): ATP binding; nucleotide binding; ATPase-coupled intramembrane lipid carrier activity
Source: RefSeq, a predicted model, not a curated record
GGAUUUUGUGAAAGACAGGAGGAUGAGGCUUGUAGCUAACAGCUUUGCCGAAGGCAUAAGUAGCGAUGCGGGACUGCGGUCUGUGUUAGGGAAAGCGGAGUUUUUGGCCAAUGUCAAUUUUUCUGGAAUAAAUGGUGGAGUGUGAACUUUCCCCCGGCCUAUCCAAUCCUCAUACGGCACUACGCGGACAAAAACUAUGAGAAAACUAGCAGUACAGAGAGCUGUAUAGGGGAAGAAGAUGCAGGCACCCUAGCAUCUGCCUUCCUUUGCCAAGUCUGCAGCUCACUGACAGCAGUGAUCCAAGCUAAAGCAUUGUGUCUUUAGCAACUGACCUGUUCCGUUAAUGAACUGCAGGAAAACAAAAAUGCUUGAGGAGGAACGAAGAGUGAAAGCCAAUGAUCGAGAUUACAAUGAAAAGUUUAAUUAUGCAAAUAAUGCGAUCAAGACAUCCAAAUACAAUAUUGUCACGUUCCUGCCUAUAAAUUUAUUUGAACAAUUCCAGCGAGUUGCCAAUGCAUACUUUCUUUUCCUGCUGAUCUUACAGCUGAUCCCUGAAAUAUCUUCCCUGUCAUGGUUUACUACCAUUGUGCCUUUAGUGCUUGUUUUAACUAUCACUGCUGUGAAAGAUGCCACAGAUGACUUUUUUCGACAUAAAACUGACAACCAAGUAAACAACCGGCAGUCACAGGUGCUGCUCAGUGGCAAAUUGCAGAAUGAGAAGUGGAUGAAUGUAAGAGCAGGCGACAUCAUAAAGCUGGAGAACAAUCAGUUUGUGGUUGCCGAUAUGCUGCUCCUUUCUAGUAGUGAGCCACAUGGUUUGUGCUAUGUUGAAACAGCUGAGCUUGAUGGAGAGACUAAUUUGAAGGUUCGCCAGGCUUUGCCAGUAACUGCAGACCUUGGAGAAAGUAUUACCAGACUUGCAGACUUUGAUGGAGAGGUUGCGUGUGAGCCUCCGAACAACAAACUGGAUAAAUUUACUGGAACUCUGAUCUGGAAAGACAACAAAUAUUCUCUUACUAAUAGCAAGAUUCUCUUGAGGGGAUGUGUAGUGAGAAACACAGAGUGGUGCUUUGGAAUGGUGAUCUUUGCAGGCCCUGAUACUAAAUUAAUGCAGAACAGUGGAAAAACUAAAUUUAAAAGAACAAGCAUUGAUCGGCUAAUGAAUACACUAGUAUUAUGGAUCUUUGGUUUUCUUAUUUGUAUGGGCAUUAUCCUCGCGAUUGGAAAUUCUAUAUGGGAACACCAAGUUGGCAGUCGCUUCCGAAUAUAUCUGUAUUGGAAUGAAGUGGUUAACAGCUCAGUGUUUUCCGGGUUUCUAACUUUCUGGUCAUACAUCAUCAUACUCAAUACUGUUGUACCUAUUUCUCUGUAUGUAAGUGUGGAAGUCAUUCGACUGGGACACAGCUACUUUAUUAACUGGGACCGCAAAAUGUUUUAUUCCAAAAGAGGCACUCCCGCUGAGACACGGACCACUACACUUAAUGAAGAAUUAGGACAAAUAGAAUACAUAUUCUCGGACAAAACAGGAACACUCACACAGAACAUAAUGACUUUUAACAAAUGCUCAGUCAGUGGUAAAGUAUAUGGAGAACUCCGGGAUGAGCUGGGACGUAAAGUGGGAAUCACAGAGAAAACCGCCCCUGUGGACUUCUCUUUCAAUCCUUUAGCUGAUAGAAAGUUCCAAUUUUAUGAUCACAGUCUGACUGAAGCUAUAAAACUGGAAGAACCCUAUGUACAAGAGGUCUUCAGAUUGCUCUCUCUGUGCCACACAGUAAUGUCUGAGGAGAAAACUGCAGGAGAGCUGGUUUAUCAAGUUCAGUCUCCAGAUGAAGGUGCACUUGUGACAGCUGCUAGAAACUUUGGCUUUAUCUUUAAAUCACGCACGCCAGAAACCAUCACAGUGGAGGAGAUGGGAAAAGUCGUAACCUAUCAGCUGCUAGCAAUAUUAGACUUCAACAACAUAAGGAAAAGAAUGUCUGUUAUAGUACGGAAUCCAGAGGGACAAGUUAAACUUUACUGCAAAGGUGCAGAUACAAUCCUGUUUGAAAAACUUCAUGAAAGUAGUGAGGACUUGAUGUAUAUAACUUCAGACCAUCUAAAUGAAUUUGCUGGAGAGGGUCUUCGGACACUGGCUCUGGCAUAUAAAGAUCUCAGCGAGGAUUACUUGAAAUGGUGGCUGAAGAUCCACCAUGAGGCAAGUACUGCUCUCGAAAACAGAGAGGAGCGCCUUGCAGCUGCUUAUGAAGAAAUUGAAAGUAAUAUGAUGCUACUAGGUGCUACUGCUAUAGAAGACAAAUUGCAAGAGGGCGUUAUUGAGACCAUAUCAAGUCUCCUGCUGGCAAAUAUUAAGGUGUGGAUUUUAACUGGAGACAAGCAAGAAACUGCCAUGAAUAUUGGCUACUCCUGUCACAUGCUCACAGAUGACAUGAAUGAGAUUUUCGUUAUAUCUGGUCACACAGUGAUGGAAGUUCGGGAGGAACUAAGGAAGGCCAAGGAGUGUACCUUUGGACAAAGCAGAAAUCUUUAUAAUGGCCAUCAGUUUUCAGAAAAGAUGCAAGAUACCAAACUCGAUACAGUGUAUGAGGAAACUGUUACUGGGGAAUACGCCAUGGUUAUAAAUGGACAUAGUCUGGCUCAUGCUCUUGAAGCAGACAUGGAAAAGGAAUUCCUGGAAAUUGCAUGCAUGUGUAAGACAGUAAUUUGUUGCAGAGUGACUCCUCUUCAGAAAGCUCAAGUAGUGGAGCUGGUGAAAAAGUACAAAAAAGCUGUGACUUUAGCUAUCGGGGAUGGUGCCAAUGACAUCAGUAUGAUUAAAAGUGCUCACAUAGGAGUUGGCAUCAGCGGGCAAGAGGGCAUGCAAGCAGUUCUAGCAAGUGAUUACUCGUUUGCCCAGUUUAGGUAUUUGCAAAGACUACUCCUAGUCCAUGGCCGAUGGUCCUAUUUCCGAAUGUGCAAAUUUUUGUGCUAUUUUUUUUAUAAAAACUUUGCCUUCACACUAGUGCACUUCUGGUUUGGAUUCUUCUGUGGAUUCUCUGCACAGACUGUCUAUGACCAAUGGUUUAUAACACUUUUCAAUAUAGUUUAUACUUCACUACCUGUGCUGGCUAUGGGGCUAUUUGACCAGGAUGUAAAUGACCAAAACUGUAUGGACUACACAAAGCUUUAUGAGCCAGGCCAGCUCAAUCUCCUGUUCAACAAGCGGAGAUUUUUUAUUUGUAUUGCACAUGGGAUUUACACCUCUUUUGCUCUGUUCUUUAUUCCCUUCGGUGCAUUUUUUAACACAGCUGGUGAAGAUGGAAAACAUAUUGCUGACUAUCAGUCUUUUGCUGUUACUGUUGCUACUAGUCUGGUUAUAGUUGUCAGCGUCCAGAUUGGCUUGGACACCAGUUACUGGACGGCAAUUAAUCAUUUUUUCAUUUGGGGGAGCCUGGCUGUGUAUUUUUCAAUUUUAUUUGCCAUGCACGGAGAUGGUAUUUUUGAUAUAUUCCCCAGCCAUUUCCCUUUUGUAGGAAACGCCAGAAAUUCAUUAAGUCAAAAAAGUGUUUGGCUUGUCAUUUUCUUGACCACUGUGAUUUGUGUCAUGCCGGUCCUUACAUUCCGGUUUCUGAAGGCUGAUUUAAGUCCAACAUUAAGCGAUAAGGUUCGGUAUUUGCAGCAAGCAAAGAAGAGGCGCAAACCUCUUGAGAAUCGUAUGCGCAGGGUACACAGAACAAGCUCCAGAAGGUCCGGUUAUGCCUUUUCCCAUCAAGAAGGCUAUGGAGAACUGAUUACCUCUGGUAAAAAUAUGCGUGUAAAUAACCCACAUGCUUCCUCAGGACUGGCAAAAACAACAAGCUGGAUAGAGAAUUUACGGAAAAAGACAGCAGAAAAUUUUAACAGUUUCAGCAGUGACAAAACUUCCAAGUUAUGAUGUAUGAAGACAUUUGUUACAAAACGUUUUCUUUUGAGCUACGGCCAUAUUUUUGCACUUUUUUUUUUUUUACAUUUAAUGGGGAUGGUGAUGGAUGCCUUACGAAACUGAGGAAUAUGGAGUACUUGAUUUUUAUGGCGUGUCCAGGAAUGACAUAAACUGCUAAAGUAACCAGUUAGAUCAUCGGAAUUUACCCAGCGUCCUCAAAAAAAAAAUAUCCACAAAUUUAUCAUCAAUAGUGAAUCACAAUAAAGAAUUCCAUAUUGUGAAAGAGACAUGCAGGUGUUCUACAACAAUAACACAUCACUGUAGACCUUAUAUUUCUCUGUCUACGACCUACAACUGUUUAACAGUUUUUUGAAUGUCAGCAGUGAACAAUCUAGCAGACUUUUCUCUUUUGAAUGUUUACUUUUGCUUCCUCGAGUUAGGGUCUCAACCAAGAUUGUGCACAAUUUUCUACUGUAAAUAUUGUACUGUUAUAUUCCAGAUCUUUUUACUAUUGCGUAUGUAAGUCUAGCCCCGUCAUAUUUCCAUUUUAUGGAUUUCUUAUAUCAAACUGCAGUCCUUCUGCUGCUAUUUACGUUGCUGUAUUGACCUUGCUUUAAUGGGGAAAUGUCCUACAAUUUUCUGCAUUUUGGCAGGAUACUGUCAAUCACUUUGUUAAGGGCCAUUCAUUAAAAAAGCAAUGUUAAGUGCACUUUCAUUAGACAACCUUAACUAUUCCUCCUUAUGAAUGAAUAGUUUAUAGAUUGGCAUGGGCUCUUGCAGUUUUUUAUAUACAAAGAAACUUUGCAAGCAUUGUAAUGCAUUAUGGGAUCCAAACUCGUUCAGGGUUGAUACUUAAUACAUUCCUAAUUACACAGUAUGAAUGUCAUUGUUCCGUGUCAGCCUUUUGCACACACUGAAUGUAAAUCUAGGUAUUAUAAAAACAUCAAGUGACAAUUAAUGGCUCUAAUUGAGCUUGGCUUGCCCAUUCUAAAGAAAUAUAUAUAGAGAGAGAGUGUAGCUUGUGGGGCAUGAUCAUUUCAGAAAAAAAAAAAAAAAAAAAGCACCUCAGCACUUACCUAGUGUUGCCAUCAGUAAUAUAUAACCAGAUUCUAAUAUUUCACUCUCUUUUAUAUGUGAUUGUAAUCAGGGUGUGUUUUCAUUCAUCAAUUACCCAUUCUUACUUACCAAGACCACCAGGUACUCAGGGUUGCCCAUUUAUUGUAUUUAUUUUAGUUCUGCUUUUGUGUGACUUCCUGAAUACAUACUGAAAUGACUACUGUCAUACCAUAAACACUUUAAUGUUUUAUUUGUUGCAAAUUGAAUUGUAAAAAAUUGUAAAAAAGCAAUUCAGUGACUACCCCUAGAGUAACACAAUGGUAUAAAAAUUCCAAAAAUAUUAGGACCAAAUCCCCAUUAGAAUCUGAAAACAGAUACAUUUCAGCAAAUACACUUGUCGCCCUGCCCCAUGUAUGCAUGUGUAUACUGGCCAGUUUGGAAAAGUGCCUCAGUAAGUUAAUGGCAGCUUACUUUAUUUCCUCACGUAUUAAAGUGUUUCCUUUCAGUUUUACAACUGGUAUCUGCAAAUUUUAUACAAACUUCUUAAGCUUUGAAAAUGUUUCAGCAUUUUUCAGUGUAAUUUUGUUGAGCUAUGCAUAAUGCACAUAUGGUCACUUACUAUAUAAAAACAUUAUCUGUGCUCUAAUAUGUCCAACUGAAAAUAUAUUUCAGAAAAAAACAUUUGGAACCAACACUGUGAAAUGCAAACAUGGUAUUUUUUGUACAAAGUGAAUAUUUCACAGUAUAUAUUCAGUUGGAUCUAUUAAUCCACCUUAUUUUUUUUUAUAUUAAAGGAACAGUUCAGUGUAAAAAUGGAUAGCCUGCACAAAAUAACAAAUAGUUAGGCAAAAUUUUAAUCUAUAAUCUGGAGUGAGCAGGUUUCUAAGAUAAUGGGCAGAACUUCUCUACUGCUUUCAGCUCUCUAACCUCUUAGUUAGUCAGUGACUUUAGGGGGGGCUAUAUGUGACUUAACUGUUCAGUUAGUUUGUGAGCGCGGAGGUUAAGUUAUGUCCCAUAUGCCCCCCUCAACUCACUGACUGCUAACGGCUUAGAGAGCUGUAAAGGAGGAAGAAGUGUUAUGGCUAUUAUGUUAGACAUCUGCCCAUUCCAGCCUUUAUAGAUUACAUUUUUGCCUAACUAUAUUGAAAACAUUUUUUAUUUUGUGCAGUCUAUCUAUAUUACCCAGUUUUAUUUUUAGACUGAACUGUUCCUUUAAGUAGAGCAAGGCUAUUUGGUGCUCAUCUGCCUUAUUUUUCUUUGUAUUUUUUGGUAUGUAUUUUAAGGGUUAAAUCUUGCUUACAAUAUGUUUUUAGUGCCUUAUGUUUCCUUAUUCAUUUGCUUGUGUACAUGGUUUCUGUUAUUUUUCUUUUUUUGCCAUUUCAUUUUUGACUAAAUUUGUUGCCUAGAAGUUGGUAUAGAAAACUGAACCAGGGCCACCAGCCUGUGGCUUUUAGGCUGUUGCAUCUCACAACAACUCUGCUGUAGCGCUCCUUGCUUUAGUGUCAAUCCCCCUACAUUGAUCAGUGAAGGGGGAUUAUAGUUUACAGUUUAAUAUUGAUUUUAUAUUACAGCCCAACUUCUAGAAGACUGGAACCAAGCUGAUUAUUGAACCACCUUUUUUUGUUAAUGGAACCAGUUCUAGACAGUUUCUGACAUUUGGCAUAACAAUAUAUAUUUUAAUGAUUUGGCAUAAUACGCACAUGCCCAGUUUCUGACUCAUAUGUUUGGUCUAACAAGUGGAGGUGUUGUGCUUUACUAGAAAGAGUGUAUAUAGCACUCAAGCAGCAUUGGUUUCCAUAGAUAUGUGUAUAGUUGGAGCGAUUUUGCUUUUGCUUCACUAAUCCAGCGAAGACAAUGUUCACAGCAUGAAUAUGUGCCCAUAGAUUUACAAACUAGAUCACUGCAGUAAAUGUUGAAACCAGAUUUUCUUUGUCUGUACCAUAACUUUUGACAUCUCAGAAUAAUACAUCCCCCGACUUUCCUUUAUCAAUUGCUGAUUGUCAACUCAUGCUAUGCACAAAUGAUUGGAUCUGCAGUUUAGUCUAUGUUGUAUAUAGAAACACCUGAAUGGUGUAAUAAAAAUACUGAAUGUAUAUAUUCUUUUUGGUCCAAUAAUUUCAUACCAACUUUGCUGUGAAACAGCUUUGAUAACUGUCCAAAAAAAAGCUUUAUCAUUUGCUAAUUUUCUACUGUUUCAAGUUUUGUUCGCUUAUUGUCUAUAUUUGCAUUUGAUGUUCCGAAAACAAGCUUUGGUUUAAGGUUAACUAUUUUAUAUAUAUAUACAAAAGGUAAACAAUAUUUCCAUUUAUGAGGUAUACAUAUAUAUUUAAAUAUAUAUAUUUAGAAAUAUCAAUCUUUAUUAUUUUAGUAAGAGACAUAGGUACUUGUAUAAAUUAGAUUCGAUUUCUAUACAAUGUCUGGCUUUUGUUUUGUGCUAUAAAGGACAAAAACUUUGUGUGCAUGAUGGAAUACCAAAGAGUUUGCGCUCUUUUGUAACAUAUUUAACGUUUACAUAUGUACAUACUGUUUAAUAAUUUAUUUGACAUUUAUAUACAAAAUAUUUUCUACAAAUAUACGGUUUCUAAGUAA